AUGGCUUCGUAUAGCAAACAGCAGGAGAUUAACUAUUCGGACAUGGAAAUAGAAGAUCCUUCGGAAAGAGUGAAAAAAAUCUCCAGAAUGGAGCUUUAUACUAUUAUCAAAGAGUUCAAAGGAAAGAAGAUUGAAGAAAAAUUUUCGCUGUUGGAAGAAAGACUUGUGCAACUAACUUCAUGUCCACCCAAAGAAACAACGGUUCUUACCCGUUAUUUAAAAUAUUUCAAGACCAGUUUCAAAGAAAGAUGGUCGGCAGCCCGUAAUACUGAUAAGAGAUUCGUAAAAAACAAUAUGGAAUGGCUUAAUGUAUCACUGGAACUACCUACUUGGACCCACAAAGCAGGCCGACCAACAAAAGAAUUCAGAGAAUUGUGUGAUCGAAGCAAGCGUCGAAGAACACAAGAUUUACGGGACCGGGUACCUGUUGAGGAAUUGACGUACGCUGCAAGAGUGAGUCAAGGUACUUCGGGAAAUAUUGAUGCGUCUAAGAUUAUAAAAGAAAUAACGUCAACGCCAACCAGAGCUAAAAUGUUCCGAAAAGCAAUAUCGUCAGCUAAAAACGUACCAAUUGCGAGAAAAUACACACCACAAGAAGCAUUAGCGUUAUUUGUAGAAGGUAAUUUUACAAGAGGGCAGUGGGAAUUAUUACAAGGUGGCCGAAAAGAAAUUUAUCCUUGCUAUUCGCUUUUACAAAAAGCGAAAAAGGAGUGUUAUCCCGCCGAAGAUAGCAUAAAAGUUACUGAAACUAGCUUCGAAGUGGAACUUCAAGCUUUGCUGGACCACACGGCUUUGCGACUACUUCAGUAUUUAAAAGAAGUGAUUGGAACAUUAUCAGAGUUGGAGAAACAACAUCUUACCUUAAUAUCAAAAUGGGGCUGUGAUGGAUCUAAUCAGACACAGUUUAAGCAGACAUUUUCCAAUACUGGUGACGAUGAUGCCAAUAUAUUUUUAAGUUCUCUUGUACCUGUGAGAAUGAUUGUUUCUAUUAAUGGAGAGACAAGAAAAAUUAUAUGGCAAAAUCCAGUGCCUUCUUCGGUGAGAUUCUGUCGUCCUAUCCGGGCUCGGUUCAUUCACGAAACAAAGGAUAUCACAAAGGAAGAAAUCACCUAUAUUGAAGAACAAGCAAGGAAUCUCAAAGAAACUACUGGUAUGGAAGUUUCGGUUAAAAUAAAUCACAACAUUUUGCUCACAAUGGUCGAUGGAAAGGUGUGCAAUGCCGCGACUGAUACGGCUUCAACAAUGAGAUGCUACAUAUGUGGACAAACAUCUAAGGACUUCAAUAAACUUGAAAUAGGUAAUGUUUGUGAAGAGUCUCUAAAAUUUGGACUAUCCAUUCUGCACGCGAGAAUUCGUUUCUUCGAGCUAUUGUUGCACCUGGCGUACAAAGCGCCCUUACAGAAGUGGCAAGCCCGAACGGCAGAAGACAAAAAUAUUUUGAAAGAAACAAAACAGAAAAUACAAAAAAGCUUCAAAGAAGAGAUGGGCCUUCUUGUUGAUAUACCCAAAGAAGCUAUUAGUAUGCUUCUCACGAAAACACUGAAUUGUGACAGUUCCAAUGACGAAGAUUAUGAGGACCAAAUCACCUGUGAACUCGGAGACAGUGAUUCUGAUUGA
This is a messenger RNA of Parnassius apollo (apollo), 1617 nucleotides long. The record is from the annotation of a GenBank genome assembly. Lineage: Eukaryota; Metazoa; Arthropoda; Insecta; Lepidoptera; Papilionidae.